This is a messenger RNA of Echinostoma caproni, 588 nucleotides long. NCBI's taxonomy places the organism in Eukaryota, Metazoa, Platyhelminthes, Trematoda, Plagiorchiida, Echinostomatidae. The record is from the annotation of a GenBank genome assembly.
AUGGAUCCGGAAGUGGUCGGUGAGGAUGAGCUUCGCAAACUGCUUACGGCUGAGAAACCCAUGUCAGUCUAUUGGGGCACUGCAACCACUGGUCGUCNUGUAGCCUACUUUGUGCCCAUUAUUAAACUGGCUGAUAUGUUACGCGCCGGUUGUCACGUGAUCAUACUUUUUGCUGAUUUGCAUGCCUAUUUGGACAAUAUGAAAGCCCCGUGGCCAUUGCUACGUUUGCGGACGCGUUACUACGAGGCGGUGAUCAAAAACAUGCUCCGUUCCAUCAACGUUCCAUUGGAACGACUUACGUUUGUUCGUGGGGCGGACUUUGAACUAACCGAAAAAUACUCCAAGGAUGUGUAUCGAUUGAUGGCUCUCACCUCGGUGCACGAUGCACGCAAAGCUGGGGCUGAGGUAGUCAAACAGGUGGCCAGCCCACUCGUUUCCGGUCUCCUCUAUCCUCUUUUGCAAGCUUUAGACGAGGUGCAUUUGGGCGUGGAUGCACAGUUUGGCGGUGUGGAUCAGCGAAAAAUUUUCAUGCUGGCCGAAAAAGUAGGUUCGAAUGCAUCCACCUGUCCCAAACAAUGCAGUGUAUAA